AAUUUAGAAAAAGCCUUUUAUUGGUAUCAAAAAGCAGCAGAAAAUGGUAUUAAAGAAGCUAUGAAUAACUUAGCUAUAUUUUAUAGUAAUGGAGAAGGAACAGAAAAGAAUUUAGAAAAAGCCUUUUAUUGGUAUCAAAAAGCAGCAGAAAAUGGUGAUAAAGAAGCAAUGUAUAAUUUAGCAGUUUUUUAUAAUAAUGGAGAAGGAACAGAAAAGAAUUUGGAAAAAGCCUUUUAUUGGUUUUUAAAAGCGGCAGAAAAAGGUAAUAUUAAAGCAAUGUUCAAUUUAGCUAAACAUUAUGAAAUCGGAGAAGGAACAGAAAAGAAUUUAGAAAAAGCCUUUUAUUGGUUUCUAAAAGCAGCAGAAAAUGGUAUUAAAGAAGCCAUGUUUAAUUUAGCAGUUUAUUAUAAUAAUGGAGAAGGAACAGAAAAGAAUUUAGAAAAAGCCUUUUAUUGGUAUCAGAAAGCAGCAAAAAAUGGGAAUGAAAAGGCAAUGUAUAGUUUAGCUACAUUUUAUGAAAAUGGAGAAGGAACAGAAAAGAAUCUAGAAAGAGCCUUAUAUUGGUAUCAAAAAGCAGCAGAAAAUGGUGAAGAAGCAGCAAUGUGUAGUUUGGCCAUAUGUUAUAAAAAUGGAGAUGUGACAGAAAAGAAUUUAGAAAAAGCCUUUUAUUGGUAUCAAAAAGUAGCAGAAAAAGGGAAUAUUGAAGCAAUAUUUAAUUUAGCAAAUAAAUAUCAACAUGGAGAAGGAACAGAAAAAAAUUUAGAAAAAGCCUUUUAUUUGUAUCAAAAAAUAGCAGAAAAUGGUCAUGAAAAGGCAAUGUUUAGUUUAGCUGCAUGUUAUAAAAAUGGAGAAGGAACAAAAAAGAAUUUAGAAAAAGCCUUUUAUUGGUAUAAAAAAGCAGCAGAAAAUGGUCAUAAAAAAGCAAUGUUUAAUUUAGCUACAUGUUAUGGUAAUGGAGAAGGAACAGAAGAGAAUUUAGAAAAUGCUUUUUAUUGGUAUCAAAAGGCAGCAGAAAAUGGUGAUGAAUAUGCAAUGUUUGGUUUAGUCAUAUGUUAUAGUAAUGGAGAUGGAACAGAAAAGAAUUUAGAAAAAGCCUUUCAUUGGUGCCAGAAAGCAGCAGAAAAAGAUCAUGUUAAUGCAAUGUAUGAUUUAGCUGUUUUUUAUGAAAAUGGAAAAGGAACAGAAAAGAAUUUAGAAAAUGCCUUUCAUUGGUAUCAAAAAGCAGCAGAAAUUGGUAAUAAAGAUGCAAUGCUUAGUUUAGCAAGUAAAUAUGAGAAUGGAAGUGAAACAGAAAAGAAUUUAGAAAAAGCUUUUUAUUGGCAUCAAAAAAUAGCAGAAAGUAAUAAAGUUAGUUUUGAAAAUGAAGUUGAAUUAUGUAAUGAAUGCAAACAACCAUAUAUUGAAUACCAGUGGUGUCAACAAUGUAAUACCAAACGAUUUCAACAAGAUUUUUCUAAGUGGACUAGUGAAAAUGAAUUUAUUGAUAAAUUUAUACAAGAAGCACAACUCAGUACUAAAAAUAGUUAUGAAAUUUUAGAAUGGAUACCUUAUAAUAAAUUGACAAGUGUUAAUUAUUAUGAUAAAGGGGGAUUUAGCGAAAUUCAUAAGGCUAUCUGGUUAGAUGGACCUAUUUUUGGUUGGAAUUCUGACAAACAACAAUGGAAUAGACAAACAGAUUAUGAUGUUGUUCUUAAAAUACUUAAUAAUUCAUCAAGUUUAGAUAGUAAAUUUCUAGAUGAGUGGAAAUAUCAUUAUAAUUGUCAAAAAAAAUCAUUUUCAAAAUUUAUUCAAUUUUUUGGAUUUACACAAGAUCCAAUUAGUUUAAAUUAUAUAAUAGUGAUGAGUUGUGCAAAAAAAGGAAGUUUGAGAAAAUGUUUAUCUGAUAUAAAUAAAUCCAAGUGGCAAGACAAAUUACAAUUAUUGAAAAAAAUUAUCUUGGGACUUAAAGUAAUUCAUGAAUCAAAUUUAACUCAUGGUGAUUUUCAUGAUGGUAAUAUUUUAGUAUCAGAAAAUCACAAUGAAUUAUUUAUUAUUGAUUUAGGAUUAUGCAAACCUAUAAGUGAUUUUCAAGAUUCUGAUAAUAAUGAAGUAUAUGGAGUCUUACCUUAUAUGGAUCCUGAAAUAUUAAGAAAUAGACCCUAUACUCAAGCAAGUGAUAUUUAUAGUUUUUCAAUGAUAAUGUGGGAAUUUACAUCAGGCAUUCCUCCAUUUAAUCAUGAAGCACAUGAUUAUGAUCUUAUCUUGAGUAUUUGUGAAGGAAAACGUCCUAAAAUUAUAAAAAAUACUCCAAAAUGUUAUAUAGAUUUAAUGAAAAAAUGUUGGGAUUCAAAUCCUUCCAAUAGACCAACUAUAAUAAUGCUUGAACAUAUUAUAUCUGAAUGGAUUAGAUGUAUUGAUAUAUAUUAUGUAAUAAACAGUGAUGGAAAUUAUCAAUUUAAAUCUAAUGAAAUUGAUGAUCAAUUAGAAAAUGAUAUGUUGGAAUUUGUAGAAGCAAACAAAGCUUUAGUACAAGAACAAGCAAAUACUUCUAAUAUACAGAAUGAUAUGUUGGAAGCUUUAGCACAAGAUCAAGCGAAUACUUCCAUUAUACAAUCUCAUUCACAGGCAUAUUAUACAAGUCGAAAACUUACUGAAUUUUUUUUUCAAGAUAAGAAGUCUGAGGGUUUGGAAUUUGAAAUUAAAGAUUAAUAAUUCUGGUAUUUUUCUUUAUUUGUUGAAUUAUUUACCAGUUAUUAUAUUUAUCAGUUAU
Molecule: messenger RNA, 2749 nt
Organism: Rhizophagus irregularis DAOM 181602=DAOM 197198
Lineage: Eukaryota; Fungi; Glomeromycota; Glomeromycetes; Glomerales; Glomeraceae
Source: RefSeq, a predicted model, not a curated record